CUCCUUGCUCAUUUCGUCGACGGCCGAGCGUGGGCGCGGCAGAGCGUGUGGUUCGUGUUUCGGUGGAGAGGCGGGCUUGCUCGGCCGGUUGUUUUUGUAUGCGCCGGAGCAACCUGCUGCAGAGUUCAAUCGAGUUUAUUCGUUCCUGCGGGCCGGCACCGUUGUCAGGCUGCUCAACAGGUUACGUCAGCUUGGGUUCACUGGCUGUCAUCACCCAAGCACGCCAACGUCGCCGGAAGAGAAACCGUGUCGUGAAGCGGCAGCAAUAUAAAGUCGACGAAGGCUGAAGCAAGCUGAAGAAAGAUGUCCUUCGACCCUGAGCGCAGCAGCACCAAUGGCAACGAGAGCCCGGAGCUCGAAGAUGUGGAUUCCCCGUGGGCAGCACCCUCAGCGGACAAGCGCAAGGUUGAGGUGGUGCUCGUGACCGGUUCGAGUGGCUUCUUAGGCCAGCACGUGGUCAAGCUGCUGCAGGAGCACGACAAGAAUGUCAAGGAAAUCCGCCUCUUUGACAUCAAGCCCUACGAGAACAAACUCAAGCACAGCACAGAGAAGCCCAUGAAGGCCACUGUGGGCGACAUCUGCAAUGCCAAGGCAGUCCAGGAGGCAUUUGCGGGCGUCGACUGCGUCAUCCACACUGCGGCCCUGGUCGACUGCACCAUUUUUCCCGAUGCAGAAGCCAUGGAGGCAGUUAACGUCGAAGGUACACGGACAGUGAUUGAUGCCUGCAUCCGACAGAAUGUGCCCUACUUGGUGUUCACGAGCACGGCGGACGUGGUCGUGAGCAGCAACCACAUCUUCUUCGGCGCAGAGAACACCACCUUCACGCCAAAGCACUUCCUCAUGGGUCCCUAUGCCGAGACUAAGCACCGUGCCGAGCAACUUGUACUCCAGGCCAACCAGCGCGUGCUGGCCGAUGGCCACACCAAGUUCAGCACGCUGGUGCUUCGGCCAACAGCAAUGUACGGGGAGGAGGACCAGCACUUCGUGGUGCAGUUCUUGCGUGUUGCCAAGUCCUGGAAGAACACCCUGACCAAGAUCCGCAGUGUUGAUGAGCGCUUCCAGGUGACAUACGUGGGAAAUGCUGCCCUGGCACACUUGCGGGCCAUGGAGAAGCUGGCCAUCGACGAGUCAGUGGCGGGCGAGGUGUUCUACGUGACAGACGACACGCCCCUCGAGGACAUCUACGAGUUCCUGCGGCCGUUCGUCGAGUGCCAGGGCUGCCGGCUGUCGGACUACACGGUCCCCUACCUGCUGGCCAUCCUGGUGCUCAUGCUGCUGGCACUGGUGCUGCGGCUGAUUCGACCCCUGUACCGGCCACGCUUUUACGUGCCUCCGCCCUCGGCCGUCACCUACAUAUGCACCUCGCUCUUCUUCAACCGCACCAAGGCCACGCUGCGGCUCAACUACUACCCGAACGUGACGCCUGACGAGGCUGUCCAGCGGUCUGUCUCCUAUUACAAGUCCCUCCAGUUUCCGGGAUGAUGGCAUUGUCUCGUCGUUGCCAAUGCUGCCCUUGCCUCUGUGGGCACUGCACCACGCCACACUCUAGAGGUCCCUGUUAAGCUUGUGGGAGUGCUCACUGGUCGUUCCCAAGAGUUCCUAGGGGGCAGUUUGGGGAAGUACUAACGUGAUAAGAGUUGCGGGCAACCACUGCUGAUAGUAUUUUCAGGCUCAUUCCCUUCUUGUUUGCAUCCGAAAUUGUCAUUUUAAUGUGUGGUGAUUAGCUGGAACCAUGUAAUGUGCAUAUGAGACUCAUAAAAUAUGCCACACUCAGUAAAUCAAAGAGUCACAUUGUCAGAUACUCAUAGCACGCGCAUACUUGAGCUGAAGUGGCAUGGCUGUGGUGGUUACAGCCACACGGCAUUCAGCAUCAAAUACUGGCUACUUCUAUAUAACUGAUGGACGCUUGCUUCACGGGAAUAGUGUGUUCUUAUACCUGGGUGACGCUUGCUUGUUAGUGCUGGUUAGCAUGAGUUUCCAAAAGAGGUAGUGCUAAACCUGCUUUUCUUGCAUCUUGCAAGAGUUGCAGUAGCAAGUCGCAUGCUCCCACAGCACUCUGUGAUGGAGCGUGCUGUCAUCGCUACCACAUGUAAUCGCCAGCCUCGGCCAGAAUCGGUGGAGGAAAGAACUGCCACCAACAGUCUGUAUCUUCAAAGCCGCUAGAAAAAGAGCACACCGCUAUCACCAUGGCCACUCAGGCUCGGAGAAAAGCCAGGCCAACCAUCGGGCGUCUCCUUCCACAUAUGUUGCAGCACACCACUUUUGCUCUUCGCUCGGUUGGCAUGUUGUCAUCCCAAAGCCCGUGAAUGACUCAGUGCUUCCGAAGCCAUGGUUUUGCAGGACUGUCUGCCUGGGACUCCCUCACCCUAGAAAUCACCCUAGAAGUCUCUAAAAAUGCCCUCAUUAAGGGUACCCACUGCGCAAGCUACAUUUUUUUCUAGGUGAUAACCUAGACGUUUGUAAGAAUAUUCAGGUUGUGCAUGGCUGCACGUCUAACCUCUGUAACCCUGAGUAGCAUACAUCUAAACUCACUUCAGUGGGAAGUAUGCGCUGACAUUAUGGAGCUUUAGUAAUAUGGGAUCCAAGAUUAGGGGACGCUAUAGGCUGAGCGUACAAAAGAACCCAAGAUACAAAAGAAAACAAAAGGAGUGCGAAAGAAUGCAAUCGGGGCAGGAAUUUGGGUACGCAAAGCCGCUUGUGGGCAGUAUUUAUAAAAUUAGCUACUGCUGCAGUGGCCACCAUAAUUUACAUCUGGUAUGGUGAAUGGUUGCACAUUGUGCUGAUCUGCACAUGUCUGCUUUAUGUCCAGCCAUGCUGCAGAAGCAGUGAAUAGGCCGACAAUACAGCUCUCAUGAUGUUGCUUGAAUACACCAAAUGAAGUUACAACUGUAGUGAAAAUACACCCGAUAUUCAUUAUAAGCAUACUCGCUGAUGUCAUUGAAAAAAAUAACAAUUUCUCGAUUGAGUCUAAGCGAAAGGAAUCCAAGCAUGAUGCCUUCAAUGAGACAGUUAAGGCUCUGUCAAUUUUAGUGGUCUGUAGGUACCUUACCAUGGUGAUACGUGGCACGUAAACAGCUCGAAAUUACGAAUGCAUUUUGUACCAUUACACUAUGAUGGUGUGGUUGAUCCAGUCGUACAGAAUCUGCACGUUGGGGCAGGCCAGCCAAUUUGAGCCAUUGGCCCACGUAUGCAUGUCCAGAAUGUUUCAUCUCAAGUUGCUGUUGCCGAGUAUUUGACAUUUCUGCUACCGGAACGCAUACUUCGAGCUGUAGGCAUACUACUAUUCGCUUCACUGUAACCAAUAUUAUCUCUUAUCUAGAUUUUCCAGUUAAUUCGAUCCCAACUGAAUUUAUCAGCCAGCGCCCAUGCAUUUCGAUGGACCCGAACGGGCAUUAUUUCGAUUCUAAAAUUGACCUUCACCAGAUAAUUCGAACUUGACCAGUCAGCAUGCAUGCAUCUGAUCCCUGUGGUAACACGAAUAACGCUCCCUUUCGUGGCAGCAUCUGUUGCAGCAUAGCUUAAGGAACUGUGAAUGCAUUAAACACACGUCACCUCCCGUCGAAAAUGCUUAUUUCCAGCCAGCCCUAGGAAGGUAGUCAAGCAACAACGAUAGCACGCAAUGUCUGACUAUGGUGUUUACCCGAUUCUAAAGCGUGCCUUUUGUUUUCCUAGGAAAUUGUGGCGAAAGUAGCCUGCAUGGUGCAAUCAGAUACAAAACCAAAACCGCCCUUGUGGCAUUUGUAGGCUUUACCUCAUAACACAGCUGUAUUGCGGCGAAGCGAACUUUAGGAACCUUGCCGCCAUCCUAAAAAAAUGGUUUCGCUUUUAAAGUUGGAACACGAUAGUAUUCAAAGAUCCCUGACUGGGCUUCACAUGUCCCGGCAACUGCAGGUUAUGUAACUGUAAUGUUUUCCUGGAAAUGCUGGCGGCAAACAUUAUGCAUGUAGGCGAGCUUUCUGGUUCUUUUGUUUUGAUGGUGUUGCCAAGCGGGCCACACCACUCCUACUAAGACAAACCUCAAAUGGCAGUUGGAAAAGGGGUUUGCGUUGAGUUUCCGCAUAACAGAAUGAUGCUUUCUUGCAUAUUCAAAUUACAAUCUGACGCUAUCAUGUCUGUAGGUUGUGUGCAAGUAGUACUUGACAAAUUUUCUGAUGCAUUUUACUUUGAGAAAUUAACUUAGCUCAGUAACGCCUAUGUGUCACGCAGAGGGCUUGCAUGGUUCGGAAUGAUUUCCUCGGCUGCGGACGCCGUCGCCACAUUUUAUGCGACACAGGCCCUUAACGCUCUCGCGUUAAAAUCGGGUCCGCAUUAGAUUUACAUUUUGUUUAGGAGCUUUAAUUUCAUUUAUGCUUUAGUUUUCUACUUAAGAUGCAGAUAUUGGGUGCGCAUUCGAUUCGGCAGUGUGUUAGACACGGGCAAACACAGUCAAAUGUAUCAGCAAAGUGUUUUCGGGUUUUCUGCAUCUUGUUUAAUUUGACCAGCCAGAUAAUUCGAUCAGUUUUGUCGGUCUUGUCAGGCUCGAAUUAACUAAAGUCUCUAUCCGUGCUUUUUUUUUUAUAUUGAGGCUUCACUGUAUUCCCUCUAUCGUUAGUAGCUGAUGUGACUGCCAAGGAAACAAACGAAUGAAGCAAAGUAGAAACUAGGUUUUAGUUCUUGUCAAUUGUCCUGUUGCCAUUAGUGCGGUGUUUUUAUGUCGCAUCUUUAUCCAGUGAUUACUUCUAAUAACAUUGUGCCCUCAUAUAUAUCAUUAUUUUUUUAUUUUUUUAAUAAGGUCUACCUCGGUGGAGUGACCAAUCAUGGAUGGUGAUUGUUUCAAUGGUAUUGUUGAUCGCACAUGUGCAUUUGUAUACACUCUUAUGGUGGAAGCUACAUAUUGUUUUACAUCAUGCAAAGGCCAGGGUCUGUACAGAUUAACUUUGUUUCAACUCCGGAAGGGGCCGGACCUCUCUGCGUGUUUCCCAAUAUUCAAGAAAUGUGUCACACUGUUUUCACUGUGGACAGAAUGGUGAUGUGCCUUUAUUUUUGCAACAGUCAUCCAUUGUUUAUUGCAACUUUUGUGUACUGUCACGUUGUUAACCCACCGUGUGUCACACUAACAUGGCUACAUCUGGGUGAUUUCUCGAGGAAUAUAUAUCCAAACGUGUUGAGUGUGUUUUCAGGGUAAAAGUUGUGAUGAUGCAUUGGCUGAUGCCGACUUUGCACAAACGAUUAAUGAUUGCACACAGUGCAGAUCAGUAAAGCUUUGAGCACAUUGUCAGUGAUUAAAAGUGUGUGGGACCAAGUGCAGUCAAAGCCCUUUCCAUAGAAAUGUAAACUGUGAUUUAUGGAGUUGUGCUGGUUUUUGAUGUUCUUCACUCAUGAUUAUACCUGUUCUUCUAUAUGGCUUUUUUUUCUACAAUAUUUUCUUUGGUGAGCUCUGGUCUCAUACAAGUUUACAACUCUGUGCUCGUAUCUCUCUGGACACUGGAGUCAAUUUUUAUGAACAUGUGUGUGUACUGAAUGGUGGAACAUGUUACCUUCAAUAAAAGCUAUUUUUGCUAAUGAA
This is a messenger RNA of Dermacentor andersoni, 5545 nucleotides long. RefSeq names its product 3 beta-hydroxysteroid dehydrogenase/Delta 5-->4-isomerase type 2-like. Lineage: Eukaryota; Metazoa; Arthropoda; Arachnida; Ixodida; Ixodidae. Gene Ontology annotation, biological process: steroid biosynthetic process. Gene Ontology annotation, molecular function: oxidoreductase activity, acting on the CH-OH group of donors, NAD or NADP as acceptor. The record is from RefSeq and is a predicted model, not a curated record.